AGCUGGGAUUGCAAUUUGGAGAGAGAGGCUCAGCUCUGGGCAGACGACUGCAAAAUGAUUCCUUCACCGCUAUAUGAAAGAAACGGAGCUGGAGAGAAUGUUUUCAUUGUGUAUGCUCCCGACCAUGUUGAAGAAAAGCUUAACAAGGCGCCUGCUGAAUCCAUACAGAGCUGGUGGAGCGAAGUGUCCAGAAAUUACAAAAAUAACCCAAAGAACAAAAUGACGUUGCAAGUGAUGAUGAACGAAGUCCAGCAUUUUCUUCAGAUGGCCUGGGGCAAAACGGACAAGAUUGGCUGUGGCAUGAGAAAAGCAUGCGGAGUUACUGGAGCCUCGAUCUUCGUUGUCUGCCGAUACAGCAACCCCGCGGAUAAGCCAAACACUUUGAUCUACGAGCUCGGCGAACCGUGCAAUGCUGGAGGCGGCUGUUCGCAGGGAAGUUGCGAUUCGCAAGACGGAUUGUGUCAAAGAAAAGUAUGA
This is a messenger RNA of Gongylonema pulchrum, 477 nucleotides long. Lineage: Eukaryota; Metazoa; Nematoda; Chromadorea; Rhabditida; Gongylonematidae. The record is from the annotation of a GenBank genome assembly.